GCUUUACCAUUUUUAUUCUGUAUCUUUGUUGCUUUGACGCAUCGUGGGACGCUUUAUUUUAUUCGUUCUUUGCAAAUAAUUUUUCAUACUAUUGACUCAUAAUGUCGGGCAUAGCCAGUGCACGGUUAGCUGAGGAAAGAAAAGCUUGGCGCAAGGACCAUCCCUUUGGGUUUGUGGCAAGGCCUAUGAAAAAUCCCGAUGGGUCUUUAAAUCUCAUGACUUGGGAAUGUGCGAUCCCCGGAAAAAAAGGGACACCCUGGGAAGGAGGUUUAUACAAAUUACGGAUGAUCUUCAAAGAUGAUUAUCCAUCCACUCCUCCAAAGUGCAAAUUUGAACCUCCUCUGUUUCACCCAAAUGUGUACCCUUCAGGCACAGUGUGUCUAUCAUUACUUGAUGAAGAAAAAGAUUGGCGUCCCGCUAUUACAAUUAAACAAAUAUUGCUUGGCAUUCAAGAUCUGUUAAAUGAACCCAAUGUGAAAGAUCCUGCACAAGCGGAAGCAUAUACAAUUUAUUGUCAAAAUCGGCUAGAAUACGACAAACGCGUGCGAGCGCAGGCGCGUGCUAUGGCUGCCACCGAAUAAAUGAAGUCUUUUUAAACUUAGGCACUACGGUUACUAAAAGAAAACAUGGCAAGAUAUUUAAGAGGGUCAUAAAACAUCACCAAGACAUUGGUUAAAAUAAAGACUUCUGUCUAUAUUCUGCCUAUGGUUUAAGUUAGGUUUAAGGUUCAUAAUUUAAAAUUAAUGAUUGGUUAAUGUGGAGCAUCAACCGAACCAAAAACUCAGUGUAGAAAUCAUUUCUUA
Papilio xuthus (Asian swallowtail) is the source of this 803-nucleotide messenger RNA. It is a transcript of the gene lwr, whose product is annotated as ubiquitin conjugating enzyme lesswright. The transcript has 5 exons. NCBI's taxonomy places the organism in Eukaryota, Metazoa, Arthropoda, Insecta, Lepidoptera, Papilionidae. The record is from RefSeq and is a predicted model, not a curated record. Bases 102 to 581 code for a protein of 159 amino acids.